Molecule: messenger RNA, 1185 nt
Organism: Bombina bombina (fire-bellied toad)
Lineage: Eukaryota; Metazoa; Chordata; Amphibia; Anura; Bombinatoridae
Gene: RAD9B
Product: RAD9 checkpoint clamp component B
Exons: 11
Coding region: 1-1185 (394 amino acids)
Biological process (GO): DNA repair; DNA replication checkpoint signaling; cellular response to ionizing radiation
Cellular component (GO): checkpoint clamp complex
Source: RefSeq, a predicted model, not a curated record
AUGCAAAAGGCACUUCCACAAAUAUUUGGAAAAGCAGUCUAUUCCCUUUCAAGAAUUAGCGAUGAGUUGUGGUUUGAUCCAAUGGAAAAAGGUCUUGCUUUGAGAGCAGUGAAUUCAUCAAGAUCAGCCUAUGCUUGCAUCUAUUUUUCAUCAAUAUUUUUUCAAAGUUAUCAAGAAAGAGCUAUUCAUGAGGAAGGAUGUGAUGAUGCUCUCUUACACCUGAAGUGCAAAUUUCCAAUGAAGUCAGUACUACCAGUAUUCCGAUUUGUAAGCAACCUAGGCAGGAAUGUGGACAAGUGCAACAUUUACACAAAUUUUAAGAACUGUUGUGUUGUUUUUCAGUUGUUUUGCAAACAUGGUCUUACAAAAACUUAUAAUCUAGUUUAUCUAGAGUGUGAACCAUUACAGGCUGUUUUUAAUAAAAAUACAUGCCCUAACAUCUUGAAAAUUCAGUCAAGAAUAUUGUCUGAUGUCUUAAUACACUUCCCCACUUGUCAAGAAGAACUUACUUUAAGUGUUACUCCUCUGAAAGUUUCAUUGAAGACCUACAUUGAAGAAGAUAUUGAUUUUUCAAAGGCAAUGCAUACUGAAAUACACCUUAGCCCAGAUGAAUUUGAUUACUUUCAAGUUGGUGUUGAUUCAGAAGUAACAUUUUGUCUCAAGGAAUUCCGGGGUCUAUUGGCACUUGCAGAGGCAACCAACAAUCACAUUUCAGUAUACUUUAGUAAACCGGGAAAACCGGUUGCAUUUAGCAUUGAUGACAAGCUUCUUGAAGCAAAUUUUAUUCUUGCAACAUUAUCAGAAUCAGAAAGUAAAGCAGUUUCUCAAAGUUCACUACGUUUAUCCCUUAGGUCAAGUCUUUGUGCUCCUAAUAUGGAUGCAGAUAAGGAAAACACAAUCCGAGUGUCAACGCAAGAAAACACUGAAGUUUCACAAAAUCGAGUAAAAAAUAUGUGUUCUGCUAGCCCCACAUUAUUAACAGCCUAUAGAAAUGCUUCAAACAUGUAUCAGAUGAUGGAAGAGGAGCGUCAUGAACAUUCAGAUUAUAAUAAGUUUUGUACUCUGUUUUUUGGAGCCAUAUCAUCACAGCUACAGCCAAAUACUGAUCAGACAUCCCAUUGUUUGGCAACAGCAAGUGAGGAUGAAGAAGAUAAUUACUGUGUAGGACUUUCUCAAACAUUUUAA